AUGGGGGAAUCAAAUCACGCUAUUGUCUUCGGGGCAUCCGGUAUAAUUGGCUGGGCUGUGGUCAACGAACUCCUAAGUCCAUACCCAAGUAUCGGCCUUUUCUCCAAAGUCACCGCCAUUACAAAUCGCCCGAUAAAUCUAUCUGAGUCGCAAUGGCCUGAAUCUGCCUCACACCGACCAGACCUACAGCUUGUCUCAGGCAUCGAUCUUCGUCGUGGUGAUGGAUCUGCGUUGGCAGAGGCACUGAAACGCGUGAAAGACGUUGAAAAAGUCACCCAUAUCUUUUACCUGGUGUUCACCGCAGUUGAGGACGAUAUCGAGGAAGUUUCUACUAAUCUGCGAAUGUUCAAGAACGUCAUCCAGGCUCAUGGCUUGAUCAGUCCCAAUUUGAGCUUCGUGGCUUUUGCCGGUGGGACAAGGGGGUAUGGCAUAUACACUCCCGGGGGUGUAUUCACCCCUCCCUUGACCGAGGACAUGGUGAACGAGCUCCCAGUUAAAAGCGCAAAUACAGUCGUAUACCCAGCAUAUCGCAAACUGCUUGAUGCAGCGAGCAAAGGGAAGAACUGGACAUGGUGUGAAGUCUGCCCAGACGCAAUUAUUGGAUUUACUCCCAACGGGUCCCAGUUCAGUCUGGCCCUGCAUUGGGCCCAGUACCUAUCUCUGUGGGCCUAUAAUCAUGGCAUCGGACCGGAAACGUCAGGAAUCAGCACUACAGUGCAGAUACCCUUCCCUGGCAAUGUGGCUGGUGCCAACUCGCUUUUCUCUCCAGUAUCCAGCGGCACGCUUGCACGCUUCAUGAUAUAUGCCUCGUUACGUCCUGAGAUCUGCGGCGGAGGUCAGUUGUUCAAUGUUGCGGAUAAUGAGACGCCAUGCAAGUACGGUGAUAUCUGGCCCCGACUAGCAAGUUGGUUUGGUCUGGUGGGUGUGGGGCCUAUUGAGGACUCUUCGAAUGAUAAUUUAAAGGCAGGCGAGCUUCCACAGACCACCCCGAUCUUGACGCCUGGGGAGUAUUUUGCUGAGCAUAUGGGCAAGUUUGUUGAGCUUGGGCGUGCGAAUGCUAUCAGUGGAGGUGUUGGUGCUGGUAGGCGGCAGCUUGAUAGUGUAGGCUACUGGUUGACUUUUGACCGGCAACUCAAUUUAAAGAAGCUGAGGAGAACUGGAUUCGAAGGGGAUAAAGAUCCUGUUCAGGGCUGGCUGGAAAGUUUUGAGAUGUUUCGAAGGGCCGGGUUGAUAUUAUGA
Molecule: messenger RNA, 1239 nt
Organism: Penicillium odoratum
Lineage: Eukaryota; Fungi; Ascomycota; Eurotiomycetes; Eurotiales; Aspergillaceae
Product: SDR family oxidoreductase
Exons: 4
Coding region: 1-1239 (412 amino acids)
Source: RefSeq, a predicted model, not a curated record